UUUUUCGAGUUAAGAUCCUUUGAGUAUAGUGCUAACGAUUACCUAACCAAAUCGAGAGCGAAACGCCUCACUUCGAAAAGUUGCAAUUAGUGGUUUGUUGUUAUGGCUGCGGAAUAAGAAGAUUGGCAUUUCAGGCCAAAUGGGAUGCUGUGCGAAUACAAAUUGGGUGAUCUAUAAGUGUCGUGACAUUUUGAACUAAUUGUUUGGCAAUUUCACGGUACACUGCAAUUUCACUCGCAGUUGAGAGUUCACUCACCUGUCACUUGAAAAGUGAAACGCGUCCAUAUCCAUCUACAUCAUCAACACGGCCAAUGCGUACGAACGGAAUCGAAAUCGAAAAACAGAAAUUUCCUCUUCGGCUAAAAAUAUCCGCGGGAAAAAGUGCGCGGCGAAAUUACUUUUGCCUAAUAGCGGCCGCAUGGCUAAGAAAUGUGUGUUUUUCCUUCUUCCCGUGUUUCGGUUUGCUGGCUAAAUAUAUAGAACUUCAUGUUUGUGGACAAACGCAGCAGCAUCGUCGUCUAACUGCGUGUAUCUGUCUGCGGCAAACGGGAAUCGCAACUGCUGCAGCUGGAAUACGAAAGGAAUCCGUACAUUCAUCCGGGAGCAGGAAGUGAAUUAAAAAUCAGUUGAACUAAGAAAACAUCACUGACGAACGCACCAGAAGGUAUUCCAGAGCCAAGCGAACGCUGCUAUUAAACGACAAAUGGAACUGUUUUAGAGACACAUUAAAUCUCAGAUGAAAUUAUUUUCGGACCCAAAAGAAUUUUCGAUGAGCCAGGAGCCAAAAAGCAGCAGCGGGAUCGAUUCAUUUCCUACCACCAUCGCUAGUUGUUGAUAUUUGCUAGCGAGCUGUAACCGUGAAGAGGAGCUAUCAUUAUGAGCUGCUUUGCGUACGAAUGUGAGCUACCUUCCCGGUAAAAAUCCGCCCUAAGAGGCCAGAGAGAAAGACGAAAAUGCGAGAACCAGCAUUUAGUCAUUUAGUGCAGCGGAAUGAAAACUCGCCUUUGUCGUCGCCAUCAACACGACUUGAGCCACGUGGAAAGCAGUCGAAGAAAAAAGGGAAUGGCGUGAAAAGCAUCCGUUGGGAAAGUGCAAGAAGAGGUGCGGAAUUUUAGAGUUUCUGCUUUGAAUACUGGUGAUGUGGCCUGGGUCCUAACCUUUGAUAGGAUUUAGUUAGUAUGCAAUGUAUUCUUGUGUUGGCGAGCAGUGUUACAUGAAAAUACUAAAUAAUUUACUGCGUCGAAAUGCUUGUUUUCGACAUCAUCAACCGUGCUGUUUUUGGGUAGAAAAGUUGUCUCCGGUAGUGUUGCAAAAUGAAAUUAUUUGUUGUGUUAAUUAACCUGGUGUUGUGCUUCAGUUUGGCAUAUCAGCAAGUGGAAACGCGAACCGAAAGCAGUGAAGAGCAUCUGUCCGAUGACUAUGGGGAUUUGUUGUCAGUUGGAAUCGGAAACGAGCGAAAUUUGAAAAAGUCUCAUGUCGCUGCCUUGCUGGCGGACGAUGGAAGUGAAAUUUAUCCUCCCCUCCCAAAUGACGGACCGUUCAGUGAAUUUCACCAGCAACAGCGGAUGCUGCAACAAAUUCAGCAGCAACAACAACAACAACAACAGCAGCAGCAACACCCACAACAUCAUUACGGCAACGCCGUCAAUUAUCGCAAACAACAUGCCCAGCGUUCCGGGAGCAGCAGUUCGCCAAGCUUCGAUCCACGCGACGGAACACCGUACACGCGCGAGGUCGCGGUGAAGCAGGGUCGACUCAAGGGCAUCGUCCGGGUGAUGAGACCGCAAUCAGGCCUCAAAAAUGUCGACCAAUUUCUGGGCAUUCCGUACGCCGAGGCACCGGUCGGGUCAAGACGUUUCAUGCCACCGGGAGCUCCCAUUCCCUGGACCGGGCUCAAGAUGGCAAUCAAAAUGUCACCCGUUUGUCCACAGAAUCUGCCCACCUUGAACAAUGUAAAUAACAACUACUCGAAAGGCAGAUACGAUCAGCUGAAAAGACUGUUUCCAUAUCUAAAGGUUGAGAGCGAAGACUGUUUAUAUUUAAAUUUGUACGUGCCGAGCUACGAUGGAAUUGGACCGCAGGCAAAAUAUCCGGUGAUUGUAUACAUUCAUGGCGAGUCGUACGAAUGGAAUAGUGGCAAUCCAUACGACGGAUCGAUUCUGGCCAGCUAUGGCCGGGUCAUCGUUGUCACGCUUAACUUUCGGCUCGGAAUUCUCGGGUUCAUGAAGCCCGGCAUUAGCGACCAUACGACCAGCAACUUUGGCCUGCUGGACCAGAUUGCCGCCCUCCAGUGGAUCAAGGAGAACAUCGGGGCUUUUGGCGGCGAUAACAAAUUGGUCACAGUCAUGGGCCACGGGACAGGUGCGGCCUGUGUCAACUUCUUGAUGGUGUCACCUGUUGCCAAGGGACUUUUCCAUCGGGCGAUUCUGCUGUCCGGGUCGGCUUUAUCGGAUUGGGCUCUUACGCAACAUCCGCUACAAUCGACGAUGCAGGUCCUGCAGGGGCUCAACUGUCCGCUCAAUGGUGAAAAUGAUGAAGUGGCCGCCUGUUUGCGUAGGAAGCGCUACAGCGAGAUUUUGAAUGUGAAAAUAUCCUCACCGCAAUUUUCGACUCGUUUCGGUCCAAUCGUCGAUGGAUUGGUCAUCCCAAAUACGCCACACAAAGUUAUGGGCCAGUACAGUGACAUCUUUAGCGGAUACGAUCUGCUGUACGGAAUGACCGAGCUCGAGUCCUACAAUGUGCUGAAUGCGGUUGCCUUGACGUACGGUUUGCUGGAAAACGAACGGGACAAUUUGCUGCGGUUUUAUAUGCAAAACCGUUUCGAAAUUCGUCCGGAUCUGGCACUGGCCGCAACGCUUAAUGAGUACACGGGCCUCAUGACCGAUCCGAAUAAAUCUCUAGCAGAUAUUCAUCGGGACACACUGUUGGACAUCCUGUCAGAUGCCCGCGUGGCCGCCCCCAUGAUCCAAACCGGGCUAUAUCUGGCGAAGGUUAACCCCAAAUGCUACAUGUACGUGUUUGGCCACAACAGCGAAGCCGGCGAAUAUGGAAGGCUUUCCCAAAGUGUUGUAGGCGAGGACCUGGCAUACAUUUUCGGCGCCCCACUAGGACAGGUUGGACCUUUUCAGAGCCACUACAACGCCCGGGAACGGUUAUUCUCCGAAGCUGUCAUGAAGUAUUUUUCCAAUUUCGCACAAACUGGCAACCCGAAAGCUCCCUGGAAGGAUUUGUUCCUGAAUCUCAACCCCGAAGAGUGGCGCUACUACGACGUGGAUUGGCCGGAGUUCAAUAGCAUAAAUCAGAGUUUCCUCCAUCUGGGCCUGACGCCGGUAGUGAGUCGGCACUAUCGGCAGCAGUAUAUGAAAUUCUGGAAUCAAAAACUUCCGGAAGAGCUUAAACGGAUUACCACUUCCAAGCCCUACCCACCGUACUCGGAGUUUGUAAGCUCACCGGAUCGGCGGAUAACAACUCCCAAUCCGGAAUUCAUUACCGGUCAUAUUAAUUUGUAUCCCAUUAAGGUUGACAUUGAAAAGCCCACGGAGGAUCCGUUCAAGGCACUGGUGUUCAGAAUGAAAGAUUCCCAAGGACCGGGAGCUGGGGGAGGUGGAGGAGGAAUGGGAGGGGGUGGCCCAGGUGGAGGUGCUGGGACUGGAAUGUACAAUGCGCCAAUUUCCUCCAUGGCUUUGCCACCUGCUGAGGCUCCGAUGAAGGAAAAACCCAAACCAGCCAACGUCGAGCAAGAAGACGAUGCCAAUUCGGACAUGCUGAAGACUGAGGCGUCUCUCACAAUGCUCAUAGCAGUUGCCAUUAUAUUCUUGCUUUUUAAUAUUUUUCUUAUUGUUGGUUAUGUCAUCAAGCGUAACAUUGGAAACAAAAAGAUGCAACGAAAGUUUGAUGAAAACAUUUUGGAAAGUGCUGCAUCGCUAAAUGAAAAGCGUUCAAAAAUGAAUGACGCAGACGAGGGUUACAUUCUUGACAUGAUGCGAAAAUCGAACACAUAUGAACAUGUGGUAAAAGUUAAUAAUUAUACUUUGCCACGCCAAUUUGGAACUGACACGGUUGAUCCGCACACAAAAGUUUGUGAUUGGAUUACUCAAGAUUACGGACCCGUUUGUCCGAAUCAGAGUGAAUGUAAUGAAAGUGGGUCAAUUACCUUGUGCAACAAAGAUCCACUGAAUAUCCCACAAAAAGUUAGUGUAGCAAUUGAUGCUACUCCACAAGCUCGAAGCAAUAGUGUCUUACGCCAGGAACCAAUCGAAAUUACCAAAGCAAAAUCAUUUGAAUAUGCCUCUCCGGAUGAUUACGACGAAAAUGCUAGUCAAAACUCACCAUGCGACUCCGACCUACGACAACAAUGCUCCAGUUCAGGAUCCUCUUACUCCUACAACGAUUACGAUUACAAAAUAGAACCGAAGUCCCAGAAACCAGAUUCGAAUCCGAUUUACAAUAAUUAUUCCAGUUAUCCCUCAGAAGAAGUUACGAGUUUCAUAGAGCCAGGUGAUAUAAAUGUCACUUGCAGAGAAAAAAGUGAAGAGAAAGAUAUUCUUUCUCCAGAAGAAGCACUGAAAGUGAUUCAGAGGAGAAAUUUCCCCAAAGUUCUUCCAGAUUAUCCCAAUGGAGUAGCUGGUGUAUCAUCUUCAAUGAAGCGAAGAUCUCUACCGCCACAAGCCUUUAUGCUAACGAACUCAAGCACGUUAAGGAGGGACCACAGUCGAUUGAUUCCAGCCCCGCCACCAAGAAUUUCGUCAACUCUCGGAAGAAGAGCCUCAAAACACCGUGGCAGCAGCAAUUUCCUUAGUUCUCCUCCGAUAAUGGCAGAAGAACCACCGAUUGAGGAGGAACCUCCGAUAACGCUUAACACUUUACACGUGGGGCCGCUGCUUCCCAAACAUUCAGAAAACACAUACAUGACAAUGUCUAGAACAAGUCCCACGGAAAACGAACCGAAUCCUCCAAGUGAAGAACCUCCGGUCGAUAUUAUUUGUAUAGAACACAAGCCAGAAAGUCACUACAGUUACAUCAAACCCCCCAGUACACUCAAAACCCCUUCCUCAUUCAAAUCUUCCCCCUCGAAAGAGGUGGAACGAUCUGAGAGUCGACAUGAGAUGCAACCCCCCACAGCAAGUGAUCUUUCCCGAUCCCCAAGCUACACGAUUCAACGGGAACAAAGUUCCGAGUCAUCUGCUACUGAUACAACUUCCAGCAGUACCGGAACCAUCAAACAACUGUAAAAUAUCUUUGUGUGUACGUUUUUAAACUCAAACCAUCACUAAUUCCGAAAACCCAACGACUUAGCUAUAUAUCACUGUAGAGUUUAUCACUUUUGUGCAAAGUAUUUAUUUAUUUGAUCCACUUGAAAUCACCCCUUCAUUCGCUCAAUCAUCCACCCACGCACGGGAGAUAACUAUUCCGACAAAUUAUUUAUGAUGUAAACAACGGUGACUCAACCAAAUGAAACGCCGAAUCAAGAAGAAAGAAGAAACUAGCUUUGUAUACCUUUUGUAUUAGUUUUGAUGUCGGCUGUUGGAGGAAUACCUCGAAGCAAACACAGUCGAUCAACAUGAUUACUUUUAUAAAGUUGUAAACAUAAAUCAAGUGAGCACAUCCGAAUCAGCGCACAUUUGCCACGUUUAACUGUUGUGAAAGUUCAAUAAACAGGCGUCAAUGAGAUUUA
This is a messenger RNA of Uranotaenia lowii, 5674 nucleotides long. RefSeq lists its product as uncharacterized. Gene Ontology annotation, biological process: modulation of chemical synaptic transmission; synaptic vesicle endocytosis; presynaptic membrane assembly. Gene Ontology annotation, molecular function: signaling receptor activity; neurexin family protein binding. The transcript is spliced from 9 exons. Gene Ontology annotation, cellular component: postsynaptic membrane; cell surface; synapse. Bases 1314 to 5231 code for a protein of 1305 amino acids. Lineage: Eukaryota; Metazoa; Arthropoda; Insecta; Diptera; Culicidae. The record is from RefSeq and is a predicted model, not a curated record.